This is a messenger RNA of Betta splendens (Siamese fighting fish), 2636 nucleotides long. RefSeq names its product solute carrier family 25 member 25a (gene slc25a25a). Gene Ontology annotation, biological process: transmembrane transport. Gene Ontology annotation, cellular component: mitochondrial inner membrane. Bases 126 to 1538 code for a protein of 470 amino acids. Gene Ontology annotation, molecular function: ATP transmembrane transporter activity; calcium ion binding. NCBI's taxonomy places the organism in Eukaryota, Metazoa, Chordata, Actinopteri, Anabantiformes, Osphronemidae. The record is from RefSeq and is a predicted model, not a curated record. The transcript has 10 exons.
ACUUCGUUACACAUUUAGAGCCUGCGUUUCUUUGCCGGCUUUUCAGUAUCUCCUUAAGAAGCUGAGGUUGGCGGCGUGCUAUUUAUUUAUUUAUUGUAGUUUCUUUUAAUUCUCCGGAGCCGAACAUGCUCGGUCUGUGCCUUUACGUGCCCGUGUCUAACUCGGACCCCGUUGAAGUGGAGUAUUUCGAAUCUAACGGACUCCCGUCGGAGCUGAAGUCGCUCUUCAACAAGCUGAGUGUGUUGCUGCCGUCACAGGAGUUUUCGACCUACCAGAAAUGGCGGAAGAAAACCUUACAAAGGGAAGAACAUGACUCUGAUGUCCAGCUGGAGUUUGAGGAGUUUGUUCAUUAUCUCCAGGACUAUGAGAAAGACCUGAAGCUUGUGGUGAAAAGUCUCGACAAGAAGAAUGCAGGCUGUGUUGGUCCCAAAGAGCUGGUGCAGUCUCUUCAUGACCUUGGUGUGCAUAUCUCUCUGCAACAUGCAGAGAAAGCCCUUAAAAGCAUGGAUAAAAAUGGAAUGAUAACAAUCAGCAGCAGCGACUGGAGCAAUUAUCCGAUGGUGGAAAAGACAGAGAACAUUCCUGAGAUCAUCCUGUACUGGAAACACUCCACGAUAUUUGAUGUGGGUGAAAACCUGAUGGUGCCUGAUGAGUUCACCGUUGAGGAGAAGCAGACUGGGAUGUGGUGGAGGCACCUGGUUGCAGGUGGCGUUGCUGGAGCUGUUUCCAGGACCUGCACCGCCCCCCUGGAUAGACUCAAAGUCAUGAUGCAGGUUUAUGGAUCUCGAACGAACAACAUGUGCAUCAUGAGUGGAUUGAUGCAGAUGAUCAAAGAGGGCGGCACAAGGUCACUGUGGAGAGGCAACGGCAUCAACGUCAUCAAAAUCGCCCCCGAGUCGGCUCUGAAGUUCAUGGCAUACGAGCAGAUUAAACGUCUGAUCGGCACCGACAAGGAGGCGCUGACCAUCUUGGAGCGCUUCGUUGCAGGUUCUCUGGCCGGAGUGAUCGCCCAGAGUACCAUCUACCCCAUGGAGGUUCUGAAAACCCGGCUUGCUCUGAGGACGACCGGGCAGUACUCUGGUAUCUCAGACUGUGCAAAGCAGAUUUUCAGGAGAGAAGGACUUGGAGCAUUUUACAAAGGCUACGUCCCAAACAUGCUGGGCAUCAUUCCCUACGCCGGCAUCGACCUGGCCGUGUACGAGACUCUGAAGAACCGCUACUUGCAGCAGUACGGCACCAGCGGCUCUGAGCCCAGUGUGUUGGUCCUGUUGGCCUGCGGUACAGUCUCCAGCACCUGUGGUCAACUGUCCAGUUAUCCUCUGGCUCUGAUCCGAACCCGCAUGCAAGCACAAGCUGUAACUCAGGGGAACCAGCAGGUCACCAUGUCGGGUCUCUUCAGGCACAUCUUGCAGACCGAGGGCCCGGCGGGGCUCUACAGAGGCCUGGCUCCCAACUUUCUGAAAGUCAUCCCUGCCGUCAGCAUCAGCUACGUGGUGUACGAGCACCUGAAAACGCAGCUGGGAGUCACAUCGCGCUGAAACCCGUCCUCUUAUUGACUCUAAGGCUCCUCCACCCCCUAACGUUACCACUACUGACCCCCCCACCCCCACUGCCACAGGGAAUCCCAGGGAGCUUUAACGCCCCUCGGGGUUCGUGGAGUCUUCUCAUUCUGUGAAUGUCAGCUGACGAAAUCUAAGAAGGGACACUGAAGGUUGGAGGCUGAGGUGGAGGAUCUGGACUCUGUGAGCUCAGUCUGUCCGUGUGACUGCUGCUAUUUAUACUGAGGGGAUGUGAUCGAAUGUAAAUCAAGGACCAAAAUUGUUUUGUUGCUGCUUGGUGUGAAACUGCAAACUUCAGUUAGUUUUUGCAUCACCAGGACUUGAACCCUGCAGAUUAAGCAUUAAUCAGCGUUUUAUGCAGUUUUCUUCUGCCUGUAGAAGACAUUGGAGGUUUUGCACAUGUGGAUGUGGGCUCUCACCCUGUGAAUGGAUGGCUUAGAACAUUUCCUAAAUGACUGUAUGGUUUAUUUAUUUCCGUCCUAUAUUUAUUAUUUUAUUGGGCGAAGACCUUUAAUACUCAGCUGGUUGUAUGAUGCACAUCACAAGUUGAAUACAGUUCAAUGUAAUUGUCCUCACACGGUGCAGAAGUUUAGUUAAAAUGCGUUGGGAGUCAUCUGAAUGUUGAUGCUGCUUGUGUCUUAGCGCUUGGCUGUCAAACACUAAAUGUAAUUGUCAAGGUUGAGUUUGCUCUUGUGACUCGCUUCUGUAGCUUGGUUUCAGAAAGUGUGUGUGUGUGUGUGUGUGUGUGUGUGUGUGUGUGUGUGUGUGUGUGUGUGUGUGUGUGUGUGUGUGUGUGUGUGUGUGUGUGUGUGUGUGUGUGUGUGUGUGUGAGAGACAGUUCUCUAGUUGCCUUUUUCUGAUAGAAGUAGAACUGUCUUAAUGUUCACCUCAGGUUUAGGACAGAGUGUUUUCACAUCUGCUCAGAGGACGAGGUCGUGAAAAACAUGAGCAACAUAAUGCACUUUAACAUAUUCUGAAGGGCCUCUGAAUGAAUGUCCUUUAUCCAGGUAUUAAUAUUUAACUAUAAAGAGUUUUAAUGUUUUUAAAGGACCACAAAUAAAUGUCAAUUCUUGGAAA